Messenger RNA from Hyposmocoma kahamanoa, 2162 nucleotides. Its product is annotated as NADP-dependent malic enzyme-like. Bases 82 to 1980 code for a protein of 632 amino acids. Gene Ontology annotation, cellular component: mitochondrion. The transcript has 12 exons. Gene Ontology annotation, biological process: pyruvate metabolic process; malate metabolic process. NCBI's taxonomy places the organism in Eukaryota, Metazoa, Arthropoda, Insecta, Lepidoptera, Cosmopterigidae. The record is from RefSeq and is a predicted model, not a curated record. Gene Ontology annotation, molecular function: malate dehydrogenase (decarboxylating) (NADP+) activity; NAD binding; malate dehydrogenase (decarboxylating) (NAD+) activity.
CGUGUCUUAGCGUAGUUACCUCGAGCGUAGAUUGUUUUUGUUUUUAAAAGUGAUAUAAUAAGUGAUAAGCCGACAAUCAAUAUGGGAAACUCCGCAUCUAUAAAGAUGAACGACAAAAGAAAAUGGAAGAGCGAUACCAUUAUGAGUUCGGCGCCCCCCGCGCUGCGCGACAAAAACAACGCCGCGGUGGCUUCUGACAAGCAGUCGCACUGCAACGCCGCGCAGAGGUGUACGUACGAUACAAUGGAGCGCGAUCGCAUCGGAUUCUGGGGCUCCGGCGACGGGGAGGCCUCUUCUCGUCUCUCCGGCCUCGACCACCUCAAGCACCCUGGCCUCAACAAGGGCAUGGCAUUCUCGAUCGAAGAGCGGCAAACGCUGGGAAUUCAUGGUCUGCUGCCGGCCAGGGUCAAGACUCAGGAAGAGCAGGUCUACAUGUGUCAGCUCUCUAUCGACAGAUACGAAAAUCCCCUCAACAAGUACAUAUAUCUUAUGGGACUGCUUGAUCGCAAUGAACAUCUUUUCUACCGUUUCGUUGCCGAGAACGUUGAAGAGAUGAUGCCAAUUGUUUAUACGCCAACCGUUGGACUGGCGUGUCAAAAAUACGGUCUGGUGUACCGCCGACCACGCGGGCUUUUUAUCACCAUCAAUGACAAAGGACAUGUUUAUGAUACGCUUAAAAACUGGCCGGAAACUGAUGUGCGAGCGAUCGUGGUCACGGAUGGCGAGCGCAUCUUGGGACUUGGUGACUUGGGUGCGUGCGGUAUGGGUAUCCCCGUCGGCAAGCUAGCGCUCUACACUGCGCUCGCCGGCAUCAAGCCGCAUCAGUGUCUACCAAUCACACUGGAUGUGGGCACUAAUACCCAAGCCAUGUUGGACGAUCCACUGUACAUUGGUCUUCGCCAGAAUCGUGUUCGUGGCGCAGCCUACGACGAAUUUAUCGACGAGUUCAUGCAAGCAGUCGUACGUCGCUAUGGGCAGAACUGCCUUAUUCAAUUCGAGGACUUCGGCAAUGCCAAUGCCUUUCGGUUGCUCGAGAAGUACAGGGGCAAAUACUGCACAUUCAACGACGACAUUCAGGGCACCGCAGCCGUGGCCGUGGCGGGCCUGCUCGCCAGUCUGCGCAUCACAAAAAAGAAACUUUCCGAAAACGUCAUUGUCUUCCAGGGCGCUGGAGAGGCUGCAUUGGGCAUCGCGGGUCUAUGCGUGAUGGCGAUGAAGCAAGAGGGCGUCAGCGACGCCGACGCGCGCAGUCGCAUCUGGAUGGUGGACUCGAAAGGGCUUAUUGUGAAGGACCGGCCCGAGGGUGGGCUCACCGAGCACAAGGAGAAGUUCGCAAGGACGCAUCCACCCGUUCGCAGCCUCGAGGAAGUUGUCAACAUCGCCAAGCCGUCUGUCCUCAUUGGCGCGGCGGCAAUCGGCGGCGCGUUCACAUCGGCGAUCCUGCGAAAAAUGGGCGAGCUGAACGAUCGUCCCAUCAUCUUCGCACUGUCCAACCCCACCAGCAAGGCCGAGUGCACCGCAGAGGAUGCUUACUCGAACACCGAUGACCGCGCGAUCUUUGCGUCCGGCUCUCCGUUCCCGACGUACCGCACGAAGGACGGACGCAUACUAACGCCAGGGCAAGGCAACAACUCUUACAUCUUUCCCGGGCUAGCGCUUGGAAUCAUCUGCGCUGGCAUUAUUGACAUCAGCGAGGAUUUCAUGCUGCUGGCUGCAGAGGCAUUAGCAGAGAUCGUGAGCCAGGAGGAUUUGGACAGCGGCAGCCUGUAUCCCCCUCUCAAGGACAUCAAGAAUUGCUCAGUCAAGAUCGCGAAGAAAGUCAUCGAGUACGCUUACAAGACGAACAAGGCAUCAGUCUACCCGCAGCCACAAGACACGGAGGCGUUCAUCCGCGCGCAGAUGUACGACGUGCGGUACGGCGCGGCCGUGCCCCCCGUCUAUUCGUGGCCCACUAACGGCCCACGCGCAGACCUCAUCUAGCCUCGACGCCUCUCCACGCCCGUUCUGUGAUACGCUAGACCCUGUUAACGCUUGAUUCGUAACUAAAUUAUUCGUCUUCAUAUAGCUGAUGGUAGAGAGCCGCGCCUAGGUCCGUUGCUGUGGGUGGUUAAAGCUCCUACCAUGAGCGAAUCUGAAAGCGAGUUUGUAAUCAGCAGAAACCC